Colias croceus (clouded yellow) is the source of this 2328-nucleotide messenger RNA. RefSeq names its product solute carrier family 2, facilitated glucose transporter member 1-like. Gene Ontology annotation, molecular function: hexose transmembrane transporter activity. Gene Ontology annotation, biological process: monosaccharide transmembrane transport. Bases 591 to 2123 code for a protein of 510 amino acids. NCBI's taxonomy places the organism in Eukaryota, Metazoa, Arthropoda, Insecta, Lepidoptera, Pieridae. The record is from RefSeq and is a predicted model, not a curated record. Gene Ontology annotation, cellular component: membrane. The transcript is spliced from 11 exons.
ACCUGCGUGGAUUGGUGAGAAAAUAACGUAAUAAUUGGUUUGCACUGUAUGUGCAGGAUAGCCAUGCAAAUAAGGUCAGUCACCGUGCUUGAGACUGAUACUUGAGUCUUGAUAGCACCGAGCACGUAUCGUACUGUAAGCUUUUUAAACAAAAUGUAUAAAUAUAUUUUUUAUGGAUCUAAAAUACCUAUUUUAUAAAUAAUAAUAAUAUCUCUCUAUCUCUCUAUACACUGAAGAUGAAGACUAUAGGUAACUAUAUAAAUACUGUCAAAAAUUCCCUAACUCUCCUACCAGCUAUAGGAGCCCACGGGUCUGCGUCAAUAGUCCUCACAUACUUCAUCGUAGACGGCUGGUUAUGUGAUUGGUUCUGGCCAAUAUUCUUCUUUUGUUCUGUCUUACCGUCAUGCGUAGAUCUGACCACAGCUCUAAUGGUCCUCUUCUCCUCUAAGUGGUAACUCACCACUUGGUUUCUCACGAUUUUAUACGCUAUUUCAGUUAGUUUUAGGGUUUGAAUUUUCUUGCACCGUUUGAAAUGCUUUUCCUUACACUUUUUUCUUCGAAGGAUUUCUUGUUUGUUUUAUUAAGAGUAUAUGAAAGGAAGAUGUAAAGGGAUGAAGACAGAUGUUGGUAUCACGAAUGAGCACCAGCAUUUGACUCAGACACACGAUUACCGGCCGGGAUGGUCGGUCUACCUGGUGCUAGCUGGUGUGGUCACCACGCUGGGGUCCUCGCUACCGGUGGGAUUUAAUAUCGGCGUUGUUAAUACACCCGCUGAGGUGAUAAAGCAGUUCUGCAAUGAGAGCUUCAUCAGCCGCUACGAUCUGCCACUUGACGAAACAUGGCUCAACGUACUCUGGUCUUCCGUUGUCUCCAUCUUCAUUGUUGGAGGAUGCACUGGAUCCAUCCUCGGUUCAGUGCUGGCUGAUAAGAUGGGGAGGAAAAGAGCAACAAUAGUAACAAGCAUCUUAUCAAUAGCUGGUGCAUUGAUGUUUUUAUUCUGUCGCACAGCGAACUCUGUAGAGAUGCUGAUACUUGGAAGGUUGCUUGUCGGUUUGGCUGGUGGUCUAACAACUAGCAUAGUGCCGAUGUACCUAACGGAGUUAGCCCCUCUAAGACUUACAGGCGCGAUGGGCGUGGCCUGCCCCAUGGGGGUCAACGUGGGGGUCCUUGUGGGACAAGUUAUGGGACUUAGCUUUAUAUUGGGAGGAGCUGACGACUGGCCUUAUCUUUUAUCCGUCUACGCUGUACUAGUCAUUAUUUGUUUACCAGUUUUAUUUAUAUUACCAGAAAGUCCAAAGUACCUGUUUGUAGUUAAGAAAGACGAAGUUGAAGCUUUAAGAGAGUUAAGCCGGGUUCGUGGCGUGUCUCCCAGCGUGCUCACAGAUGAAUUAGAAGCUGUACGUGAAGAGUCACAUACCGGUAGUGCGAGCUGCGGCAUGCUGCAAGCGCUGCGUGACCGCCGGUUGAUGCUGCCGCUGCUGCUCGUGUGCAGCUCGCAGGCGGGACAGCAGACCAGCGGCAUCAACGCGGUGUUCUACUACUCGCAAACGAUCUUCAAGCAGGCGGGUCUGUCGGACCAGCAGGCGCAGUACGCGACCAUCGGCUGCGGCUCCAUCAACGUGUGCACGGCGCUGCUCAUGCUGCAGCUGCUGCCGCGCGUGGGCAGGCGGCCCUUGCUGCUCGGCUCCACGCUCGCCGCUGCCGGCAUACUGGCGGCGCUGGCGGCCGCUAUGGGCUGCAUUAAUGCGUAUCCAUGGAUGGCGUACGUGGCGAUGGUGGCGGUGCUCGCUUAUGUUCUAGUCUACGGGUUCGGACUUGGUCCCAUACCGUACUUCAUGGCUUCUGAGCUGUUCGAAGUAUCUCCCCGAGGUGCGGGUAUGGCGUGGGGCUCCCUUGCCAACUGGGGCGGUAACUUUCUAGUCGGCAUGUGUUUCCCUUCGCUAAGGGCUGCGAUAGGCCCUUACUGCUUCCUCGUGUUCGCAGGGCUCACUGGGGCCCUAUUUGUGUUCCACAGAAUGUACUUCCCGGAGACGAAAGGCAAGACACCUACGCAAGUGUCGCAGCUCUGCAGUCUUGGGUUCGAUUCGCGACCGUUACACUCCGAGCCGUUACAUAGCGUGUGACGUCACAAGUUACUGCGUGAUGACGUCAUACCACAUACGUGACAUCAAAACCUGUACAAAAUGGUCGAUGUUGCACAAUACAUGUGACGUCACGCCACACUCGUUAUGUUAAGUGUAAUGACGUCGUACCCCAUACUGGAUGGACACUUAUUUACGUGAACAUUGUGACGUCAUAUGACACGUUUGACUUCAAUCCGCCCUUUAA